Bufo gargarizans (Asiatic toad) is the source of this 2950-nucleotide messenger RNA. RefSeq names its product karyopherin subunit alpha 1 (gene KPNA1). The transcript has 14 exons. Gene Ontology annotation, biological process: NLS-bearing protein import into nucleus; postsynapse to nucleus signaling pathway. The record is from RefSeq and is a predicted model, not a curated record. Lineage: Eukaryota; Metazoa; Chordata; Amphibia; Anura; Bufonidae. Gene Ontology annotation, molecular function: protein binding; nuclear import signal receptor activity. Gene Ontology annotation, cellular component: cytoplasm; nucleus; nucleoplasm. Bases 164 to 1774 code for a protein of 536 amino acids.
CCAAGGGGUUCGGCAAUUGCGCAUGCGCCUUCUCCUCACACGCAGGGCUAAUACCGGCUGCGACGGCGAGGGCCUGACACCGGCGAGAGCGGAGACACCGGAGCUCAGCGGAACAGCGACAGCCCAGGAGCGCUCAUAGGAGAGACACAAGGCGGCAGUUAACAUGACGAGCUCAGGAAAGGAGAACUCUCGGCUCAAGAGCUACAAGAACAAGUCUCUGAACCCGGACGAGAUGCGGCGAAGGCGAGAAGAGGAGGGGCUACAGCUGCGCAAACAGAAGAGAGAGGAGCAGUUAUUCAAAAGAAGAAAUGUCGCCACCGCAGAUGAAGCGGCCGAAGACGAUGUCAUGUUGGACACCAACGAAGCGGCGACAAAUAAUAUGGAGAUGGCGUCGAGUGGCGUGAUCUCCUCUGACAUGAUAGACAUGAUCUUCUCCAAUAAUCCAGAGCAGCAGCUCGCCGCCACCCAGAAAUUCCGGAAACUCCUGUCUAAAGAGCCUAACCCCCCAAUAGAUGAAGUGAUCGGGGCGCAAGGGGUGGUCGCCAGAUUCGUGGAGUUCCUGAAGAGGAAAGAGAACUGCACAUUACAGUUUGAAGCAGCCUGGGUGUUAACAAACAUCGCCUCGGGGAACUCCCUGCAGACCCGGAUCGUCAUCCAGGCGGGGGCCGUGCCCAUCUUCAUAGAACUGCUCAGCUCCGAGUUUGAAGAUGUGCAGGAGCAGGCGGUGUGGGCUCUGGGGAACAUCGCUGGAGACAGCACCGUGUGCAGGGACUACGUGCUGGACUGCAACAUCCUGCCCCCCCUCUUACAGUUGCUCUCUAAGCAGAACCGCCUCACGAUGACCCGGAACGCAGUUUGGGCGUUGUCUAACCUGUGCCGAGGGAAGAACCCGCCUCCGGACUUUGCCAAGGUCUCUCCAUGUCUGAACGUGCUGUCCUGGCUGCUCUUUGUUAGUGACAUCGACGUCCUCGCUGAUGCCUGCUGGGCGCUCUCUUACCUGUCCGAUGGGCCAAACGAUAAGAUCCAGGCUGUCAUCGAUGCUGGAGUGUGCAGACGAUUGGUGGAGCUCUUACUGCACAGCGACUACAAAGUGGUGUCACCCGCCCUGAGAGCUGUGGGGAAUAUUGUCACCGGAGAUGAUGUCCAGACACAGGUCAUCCUGAACUGUUCGGCGCUGCAGAGUUUACUCCAUUUAUUGAGCAGCCCCAAGGAGUCCAUUAAGAAGGAGGCGUGCUGGACGAUAUCCAACAUCACAGCCGGGAACAGAGCUCAGAUCCAGACGGUGAUAGAAGCCGAUAUCUUCCCGGCUCUUAUUAACAUCCUGCAGACGGCCGAGUUCAGGACCCGGAAGGAAGCCGCAUGGGCAAUAACAAACGCCACGUCUGGGGGCUCCGCAGAACAGAUAAAAUACCUGGUCGAUCUGGGCUGCAUCAAGCCGCUCUGUGACCUUCUAACUGUCAUGGACUCCAAGAUCGUGCAGGUGGCCUUGAAUGGCUUAGAAAAUAUCCUGAGACUAGGCGAGCAGGAAUCAAAGCGGAGCGGAUCUGGCAUAAACCCGUACUGCGCUCUCAUCGAGGAAGCCUAUGGCCUAGACAAGAUUGAGUUCCUGCAGAGCCACGAGAACCAGGAGAUCUACCAGAAGGCGUUCGAUCUGAUUGAGCAUUACUUUGGCACGGAGGAUGAAGACAGCAGUAUUGCCCCCCAAGUAGAUCUCAGCCAGCAGCAGUACAUCUUCCAGCAGCGGGAAGCUCCAGUGGAGAGAUUCCAGCUGUAACCAGACCCGCAGCAUGCCACAGAGCUAGAUGUCCAUCCUCCUCCUCCUCCUCCAUCUGUCUGCGCGUGCGCAGCCUUCUCUUCCCCCUCUUUCCGCUCCUUAAACCUUUCUUUGUUUUCUUCCAUCAGUAUUUUCUUUUUUGGUUUCUGCUCUUCUCCCCCCUUGACUUCUCCUCCUCACUGUGCGCUCUCUUCUCGUUUCCUCUUUGACAUUUGGCGCUGUCAGCGGAGCCGGGACCCCAAGCCUCUGCCUACGCCACCACAGAAUGGCGUCGCCCAUCCGAAUGCUUUAACAUAUCUCCAUUUCACCUCCGACUUCAACUGCAAGAACACAGUGACAAAAAGACCCGACCAACCGCAUACACCCGACAGGACAAAGAAUGGCCUGGACCCAGGAGACCGGUGCUGGGACAUGGGCCCUCCCGAUACGAGCUGCCGGCCCUGAACGUAAGAGAGGGACGAGCUAGAGACUUACUACAUGAGGCGUAACUUCUGCACCGAGAGCUGGGAUCGGCAUCUCUCUCCCUGGAGCGGGUGCUUCAGCUCUCGCCAUGAUCUUCAGGCUGCCUUCAUUUUAUUUUACUUAUUAUUUUGCUACUUUAAACAUUUUUGUGUCUCUUCCCUCGGACCCCAUGAGACUGUGGACGGCUGCUGUCCUUACUUCCUCCCCAGAGACACGACGGACUUUGAAAUUCUUUUUGUGGAGACUUUUCUAGUGACUCUUUAAAUUAAAAAACAUGAAAAAAAAGGACAAAAAAAAAAAGUUCCCCGUCCCCUUUAAAUGGACCUCCUCCAAAAACACACACAAAACAAAUGUGAUGGGACUGAAUCUUUUGCCGCGCGCCACGGAGGCUGUUCCUGAGGGAGGUCUUCACGGGCCAAGCGGCCUCCUGCCCUUCAUCUGUCUGGUUUACAAGAGAAGCCGCUGUAGGUUAGAGUAUAUAUAUAUUUUUAUUUUACGUUGAUGCAGCAAAUUUUUCUUUGCUGUGUAAAUUAUUGCAUUAUUUUAAUGUAAACAUUGUUUAUUGUUCCCGAGGCCAUUUUACAGGUCACAGGGCGGUGACACUAUAGAGACCUAUAUAGAGCAUUUCCCUGACCGGACGCUCCGCACGUCCUCACGGGUCUGGUGCAUUUUCUGGAAUUGCCACAAUGAUUAAACCAUGCUCAUUUCUCUCCA